This is a messenger RNA of Colletotrichum aenigma, 1974 nucleotides long. It is a transcript of the gene ZEB1-2, whose product is annotated as FAD-linked oxidoreductase ZEB1. NCBI's taxonomy places the organism in Eukaryota, Fungi, Ascomycota, Sordariomycetes, Glomerellales, Glomerellaceae. The record is from RefSeq and is a predicted model, not a curated record. Bases 1 to 1974 code for a protein of 657 amino acids. The transcript has 4 exons. Gene Ontology annotation, molecular function: FAD binding; oxidoreductase activity.
AUGUCAAAGGCUGGCAUCUUCGCCGCUUUGUCGGUCAUAUGUCUAGCGGCGGCUCAAUCUUCAAACAAUGAUGCCAUCUCCAACGACAGAACUGCUCCUGCAGCCGAAGUGAUCGCGGCAAAUGCUGCAGCUUCGGGUGUUGAGUACCUCGACUUCGAGACAUCGCAGCUCACCGACAAGGUCCUUGCCAACUUGACCAGCUACGACAUCGGCGAUGCUAGCGUCUUUGACUUCGGAGACGAGGGCGAUGUGACCGGCAAAAGAGCUGCCCGCUCCUGCAAGGUCUUCCCCGGGGAUAGCGCCUGGCCUUCAUCAGCCACAUGGUCUGUAUUCGGUCUGUUGACGGGAUCUGCGCUUUUGGAUAGUGUCCCAUCGGCGGCUGUCUGUUACAAGGACUGGCCGCAAUACGACGAAGCCAAAUGCGCCGAGGUCACGGCACAAUGGGCAAGUCCUUCCUACCAGGCAUCCGAACCUACUGGCCUGGACUUCCCCCUCUACGAGGGCGUGAGCUGUCUUCCCCCGAGUCUGACGCGCUCCAACGCCACCUGCACCCAAGGCGGACACCCGUCUUACGUCCUGAAUGCGACCAACGUUGCUCAGAUUCAGCUUGCGGUCAACUUCGCGCGCAACCUCAACCUGAGAUUGAUUGUCAAGAACAAAGGUCAUGACUUCAGCGGAAAGUCGGCCGGUGCCGGCGCUCUCUCUGUAUGGACUCACCAUCUACAAGGAAUCCAGUACCUCGGCGCCAGCUUCAAACAUCGCACUUCCGGCUACCAAGGUCCGGCCUUCAAGAUUGGCUCCGGAGUAACCAUGCUCGACUACUAUGAUGCUGCGGAUAAGGAGGGUCUGCAGGUGGUUGGUGGUAUCGCGCGCACCAUUGGAGUUGGCGGUGGCUACGUAGCAGGUGGAGGUAAUGGCCCCUUGAUCUCCUCGUAUGGCGCUGGAGCCGACCAGGUCCUAUCGAUGGAGGUUGUGCUUCCCAAUGGUCGCUUCGUAUCUGUCGAUGAGAACAACUACCCAGACCUCUUCUUCGCCCUACGUGGCGGCGGAGGCAGCACUUGGGGCAUCAUUACCUCCCUCGUCAUCCGUGCCUACCCGAAGACUCCGAUAACCUCCCUUAGCUAUAGCUUCAACACCGGCGGCAACGUGUCCACGGAGGCGUUUUGGUCCGGUGUCGAUGCCGUCUUCGCAGUGUUCCCGGAGUAUGCCGAUGCUGGCAUGUUCAGCUACUGGUCUCUUGUUUGCACCAACGAGACGAACUGCGCCUUCUCCAUGCUGCCUCAGCUUGGCAUCGACAUGGACGCUGCCAAGCUCAAGUCCGUCUCUGCUCCGCUCUUCGGAAACCUUUCAGCGCUCCACAUCCCCGUCUCGGACAUCAAGUACACCGAGUUCAAUGGCGUGCGCGAUGCAGUCCUGAGCACGUGGACUGUCGAUGGGGAAUUUGUCGGCGUAUGGAACUUCCAUACCGCGUCCCGUCUCUUUCCGCGAUCCAACUGGGAAGACCGGGUGAAGCUGGCAGCCCAGACCAAGGCACUACGACAAACCGCCGAGGAUGGUGGUCGCGUUAUGGGUUAUAACAUCAAGACGGGUGUGAACCCUUCCCUCAACCAGACCAACUCCGUUAACCCUGCCUUCCGAGAGACUCUGGCCUUCGUCAUGCUGGGGGCCGCCUGGGAUCUGGAAGCCACACCUGAGGAGAUUGCUACGGCAAGCAAGAAGUUGGUACAGCAGCUGCAGCCAUGGCGUGAUGCUAGCCCGGGUGCGGGAACAUACCUAAAUGAGGCAGAUAUCAACGAGCCAGACUUGCAGCAAGCGUACUACGGCAACAACUACGAUUACCUAUAUCAACUGAAGCAGAAGUAUGAUCCUUGGGGAGUCUUGUAUGCUGCUACUGCUAUUGGUGCGGAGGACUGGUACAUCACGGACCAAAUUGCGUACUACCCGACGCAGAAUGGGCGCCUCUGUCCCAAGUAG